Molecule: messenger RNA, 2209 nt
Organism: Durusdinium trenchii
Lineage: Eukaryota; Dinophyceae; Suessiales; Symbiodiniaceae
Source: the annotation of a GenBank genome assembly
AGUGCCUCGCAGUGCUUUUCAUGCAAAAUCCAUGUUGCUCGAGAACGUCUAAGAAGCUGCCCGAAGACUGUGAGUCAUGGCAGAUCGGCGCAAACAUCGUCGGCCUGUGAUUGCUUCCAUCGUUGCCUUCACACUGCUUGGACUCUCUUGGACAUGGUCUGCUACCUGCUUCGGCAAGAAGGGCAGCAAGGAAUUGCCUUCAGAUGACAAGGCAAAGAUUGUGAGCCUUGUUGGCCGAGAGGUUGUUGACAGCAGAGGGAAUCCCACCGUUGAAGCAGAGUUGACCACAGGCUAUGGCACGGUCCGGGCCAUCGUGCCCAGCGGUGCCUCCACCGGGAUCUACGAGGCUUUGGAGCUUCGAGAUGGGGGAAGUCGCUACAAAGGAGCAGGUGUCACUAAGGCGGUCUCGAACAUCAACCGGAUCAUUGCGCCCAAGCUGAAGGGCAAAGACGUCCGAUUUCAGAAGGACAUUGACGAUUUUAUGGUCCAAACUCUUGAUGGCUCGCAGAACGAAUGGGGCUAUCCAAAGUCCAAGCUGGGCGCCAAUGCCAUUCUGGCGGUGUCCAUGGCAGUGUGCCGCGCGGGCGCAGAGGCCUUUGGUCUUCAGCUCUUCGAGUACAUCGGAGAACUGAAGGAGACGAAGUUUGAGGUUGAGCAAAUCGAUGUUCAGAGGGCAAGAAGAAAGUCUUACAAGAUGCCUGUCCCCAUGAUGAAUGUCAUCAACGGCGGCCGGCAUGCCGGCAACAAACUUCCAAUGCAGGAGUUCAUGAUCGCCCCGACUGGUGCGAAGUCUUUCAAGGAGGCCCUCCAGAUCGGAUCAGAGGUCUACCACUCGCUCCAGAGCGUCGUGAAACAGAAGUAUGGCAAGAGUGCGGCUGCCGUCGGCGAUGAAGGCGGCUUUGCUCCUAACAUCCAGGAGAACGAUGAGGGCUUGCAAGCCCUAGCAGAGGCCAUCAAAGAUGCCGGCGCAACUGGAAAGGUAAAGCUUGCGAUGGACAUCGCGGCCUCUGAAUUCUACAACAAGGAGGACAAGACGUACAACUUGGGAUUCAAGGUGGAGAAUCCGGAUCCUUCGCUAAUUAAGACCAAAGAAGAGCUGGUGGCCUUCUACAAGGACAUCGCCUCUAGGUUUCCAGUCGUUUCCAUCGAAGACCCCUUCGACCAGGAUGACUGGGACGCCUACAGUGGUUUGGUGGAAGAACUGGGGAAGAGCGUGCAGAUCGUUGGCGAUGACUUGCUUGUUACAAAUCCAAAGAGAAUCCACUAUGCUCAGGAGCACAAGGCAGCCAAUGCCCUUCUCCUGAAGGUGAAUCAGAUUGGUAGCAUCACUGAAGCCAUUACAGCCUAUUUGGACAGCGUUUCCACCGGUUGGGGAGUCAUGGUCUCUCAUCGAAGUGGCGAAACAGAGGACACCUUCAUUGCCGACUUGGCCGUCGGCUUGAGCACGGGACAAAUCAAGACCGGUGCUCCUUGCCGUUCAGAGAGAGUGGCGAAGUACAAUCAGCUGCUGCGAAUCGAAGAAUACCUGGGCCGACGAGCAAGCUAUGCUUGAGUCUCACGUAUACGUUGCAUACUUUGGCUUGUCACUUUGUGUUGUGUCUCUGGACAACAUGUUCAAUCAUUUCUAGCGAAGAUUAUAUAAAUCCUGAUGUGAUCAAUUAUGAACACCAGGAGGAUCUUUGACCUUAGUGUGCACGAUUGAGACUUUGAUAGACUUUGUAAAACUGUGAGUUGCACAGAUUCAGGAGACACAAUAGAUUUGAUUGAUGGAUUCAGCUCAACCAUUCUUUCAGGCCAAAGACAUCCAAACUCUGGCCUUUCACAGUUGAGUUCUAGCUUUGCCGGAAAUGUUUACUUGAGGCUGGGGAGAAGUUCCGAGACUCCUGAGAGGGAUUCUCGACCAUGAAAGUGACCCCAUAAGACAAGGACAAAAGUACUGAGCCUAGGGCUUAGCUUGUCACUGCUCUUUUUGAUUGUGAUCCAAGACAACUGGUGAUUUGUCAGAACCUGGCAUUAUUGUUUUUCGCUCGACACUUUUUUUGAUCGAUUAAUGCGCCUUUGCACAUGAUGAUUCGGGAUCUACCCGAGAUGUAGGCAUUUGGACGCUGCGUCUUUCCAGUUUCAAGGCUCACGCAACAUGUCGUGCCCCUGGCUGGAGUAAAUAGUCCCCUGUCUGGACCACUGCUCUUGGAACUCUUUUCAAAUAGGC